Molecule: messenger RNA, 2265 nt
Organism: Cucurbita maxima (winter squash)
Lineage: Eukaryota; Viridiplantae; Streptophyta; Magnoliopsida; Cucurbitales; Cucurbitaceae
Product: O-fucosyltransferase 20-like
Exons: 6
Coding region: 163-1893 (576 amino acids)
Cellular component (GO): cytoplasm
Source: RefSeq, a predicted model, not a curated record
UCAAAACAAGGCCGCCGAUUUUGGUCAGCAACGCGUAAUCAUAAUCAGGAAAAUUCCUUCUCUUCUUCCCGCCGCUUGCUUUUCUUCUUCUAAUGAGAUUCAUAAUCUGAGAGAGGAAGUGAUUUCGUGUUAGAGCUUGUGAGUUUGAUCUCUGGCUUGUCAAUGGCGAAGAAGAACAGUAAUUCCAAGAAGCAAUGUUACAUUUCAGUUCCAUCUCAAAUCAUAAACUCUUUAUCUUCUUCUUCUCUUCAAUCCCUUCUUGAUUCGCCUAAGAAAUCUUCUAAACAUUACGACAAGUAUCUCAGUCUUUUCACUUACAGAGCCUCGAAGAAGCUAUGGCUUCUGGCUAUUUUUCUCUUUGGUUUUUUGGGGAUGCUUAAGCUUACUUUUAAUCUCGAUCCUUUAUUCGCUUAUGUUUCGUACCCUUGCUUCAUGUCGCAAUCGCAAUCGCAGGGUUUAGUCUCUAAUGGGGCUUUGAAAUCGGGUGUAAUGGAUCGAGAAAGAGAAAAUGCUCUGAAGGAUGAGAGUAUGAACGAUUCUAUCCAAUCGCUUCGGCCGAUUUCAAAUGGGGUUUUGAAGUCGGAUGAGGGUUUUGGAGAUGGAAAUGAACAGCAGGAGUUCUGGAAACAGCCUGAUGGAUUGGGCUACAAACCGUGUUUGGAUUUCAGCCAAGAAUAUAAAAAAACAACCACUGGAGUUAUUAGUGAGAGGACUAAGUAUCUGAUGGUGGUAGUUUCUGGUGGGAUGAAUCAACAGAGAAAUCAGAUCGUUGACGCUGUUGUGAUUGCUAGAAUCCUCGGGGCUGCUCUGGUUGUUCCAAUCUUUCAAGUGAACGUCAUCUGGGGAGAUGAAAGUGAGUUCUCUGAUAUAUUUGAUUUGGAGCAUUUCAAGAAUGUCCUGGCAGAUGAUGUUCAUAUAGUUUCAUCGCUGCCAUCGACACAUCUGAUGACUCGUCCCGUGGAGGAAAAAUCGACUCCGCAUCACGUCUCACCCAGUUGGAUUCGGUCGCGUUACCUCAGGAAGCUAAGACGAGAAGGGGUACUGCUGCUGCGUGGCUUGGACUCGAGGCUUUCUAAGGAUCUUCCUUCUGAUCUUCAAAAGCUCAGAUGCAAGGUUGCUUUUCAUGCUUUGAGGUUCGCUCCACCAAUUGUGGAACUCGGUAACAAGCUUACGGAGAGAAUGCGAAGCAAAGGACCGUACCUCGCUCUUCAUUUACGAAUGGAGAAGGAUGUAUGGGUGAGAACCGGUUGUCUACCUGGGUUGAGUCCGGAAUAUGAUGAGAUGAUAAACAACGAAAGAAUACGAAGACCCGAACUCUUAACUGCUAGAUCAAACAUGAGCUACCAUGAUAGAAAACUUGCAGGCCUUUGUCCCCUGAAUGCCUAUGAGGUUAUGAGGUUACUAAAAGCGCUCGGAGCACCGGGGGAUACGAGAAUAUAUUGGGCCGGAGGGCAACCGCUAGGAGGAAAAGAAGCCCUGCAACCAUUAAUAAGGGAGUUCCCAAACUUUUACAACAAGGAAGAUCUUGCUUUGGCGAGCGAACUCGAACCUUUUACGAAAAAAGCUUCGUUUAUGGCUGCUAUUGACUAUAUUGUUUGUGAGAGCAGCGACGUUUUCAUGCCUUCUCACGGAGGAAAUAUGGGCCAUGCCAUUCAGGGACACAGGGCUUAUGCUGGGCACAAGAAGUACAUAACACCAAACAAAAGGCACAUGCUUCCCUUUUUCUUGGAUUCCUCACUCCCUGAAGCAGAGUUUAACAAGAUCAUCAAGGUGCUGCAUCAGGACUCCCUUGGACAGCCCGAACUUCGAACGAGCAAAGUCGGCCGAGACGUUACCAAGUACCCUAUUCCUGAAUGUAUGUGCAACAGCAGCUCUGAUGCUCAUACCAAAUAAGUCAACAGCUCAUCACUGGUACUACCAACAUAGCGAAAAGCCUCGAACAAUCAGAGUUUAAGUCCACAAAGCCUCGGAAAUCCCGGGUUGAUUGUUGGUGUCGUCUCGGGGCAACAAAGUACUGGAGGAAGAACAUUUUGGUGCAGGAAGCAAUCAGAUAAAAUAUGCAGUUGUGAACCGAAGAAUGCAGGCCAGGUUAUAUGUAAAUGAGUGAGAGAAAGAUGGCUAUAUUAUAAGAGAAGUAGAAGGAAUAGCAUAACACUGUAUAAUUCUUUGAUUCUUUACAGAAUAAGUUAUUUUAUUGUAAACACCAAUUUUUAUUGUAUGAAAUGAUUCGUUAUUGUAAUAACACUUUGUCAAUACUUUUUAAAA